AUGAGUGUCUGUGUUUGUCCCCUCAUUUCAGUGAAGAACUUGGAAACAGGCAGAAGCACUCCAGGGGUGAAGAUAUUUCUAGGCCAUGAAAUAGUCACCGUGGAAGUGGUGGGUGAACCAGAUUUGACGAAGAGAACAGCGUUGCGCUCCGAGUGCACUUCAGCUCUUGAAGGGAACAAACAAGCAGACACAGGAGCAGCAGAUUGUGGCCCAUAGAGUUCACGUUGCAUUUCCCUAGAGAGCCAGCUCAGAGCCUCAAAUAGCUUAAAAUAUUCCCUCCCAGGUGAUAAAGAAGAAGAAAAUGUGGAGUACACAGUUGUUGAUUGUUUCCAGAAGAAAUUUGGCCCAGCAGUGCUGCACCUAAAACAGCAGUGUGUUGUCAGUAUAGCAGGAGAAGGUGUUAAUUUGUGUCAUCAUGGAAAACUCUUAUGGCUUGAGAUGGCAACAAAGAGCUGUAUUUUUCUAUUUGAUAUCUUCCUUCUGGGACCUCAGGCAUUAAAAAAUGGAUUAAAGAUGGUGCUUGAAGACAAAAACAUCUUGAAGGUCAUACAUGACUGCCGCUGGCUCUCAGACUGCCUCUUUCAUCCGUACGGUGUCCUUCUCUCCAAUGUCUUUGAUAUACAGGUUGCUGAUGCUCUGCAGUUCUCCAUGGCAACAGGUGGCUUCCUUCCACAUCGUGUCUGCACAUUGCAGGAGUGUCUGAUGCAGCACUUGAAGAUACCUUCCAAAUGGGAUGCCAUAAUGAAGGGCAGGCAGCAGAUGGUUUCAGAGAAUCCUGACAUAUGGUUCUUGAGACCCGUUCCAGCUUCUCUGCUUAAAGCACUUGCUCUGAAGGUUAUUUAUCUUCUGCAGCUCCACUCAUCUCUAAUGGAUAACUUGAUGUCUGACCUGACAACUGUAGUACAUGGUUACUUAAAUAACUAUCAGACUGGGUGUGGAAAUGACCUGAGGAGCAUGAAGCUCACUUGCAUGGAGCUGCUAGAGGAGCUGCAUCAGUUGGCAGACAUCCAGAAGCAGAGAAGAAAGCAAGCGAUGAAAGACUACAGAAUGAAUGAGGAUGGUCUUUUGAUCAGACCAGUCAUGGAAUUGAAAGAGAGAAGUGAUCCACAAAAGGAUGCAAACUACAGGGAUGACAUGGGGAUUGCUUUCCCACAAAGUGGUGUCUCAAGUGACAUCCUUCUACAGGGAGGAUGCUCAAAAAUUAACAUCAAGUGGUAA
Chaetura pelagica (chimney swift) is the source of this 1218-nucleotide messenger RNA. It is a transcript of the gene EXD1, whose product is annotated as exonuclease 3'-5' domain containing 1. Gene Ontology annotation, molecular function: 3'-5' exonuclease activity; nucleic acid binding. The record is from RefSeq and is a predicted model, not a curated record. The transcript has 10 exons. Gene Ontology annotation, biological process: nucleobase-containing compound metabolic process. NCBI's taxonomy places the organism in Eukaryota, Metazoa, Chordata, Aves, Apodiformes, Apodidae.